Messenger RNA from Aedes aegypti (yellow fever mosquito), 1391 nucleotides. RefSeq names its product cytidine deaminase-like. The record is from RefSeq and is a predicted model, not a curated record. Gene Ontology annotation, cellular component: cytosol. Gene Ontology annotation, molecular function: cytidine deaminase activity; zinc ion binding. NCBI's taxonomy places the organism in Eukaryota, Metazoa, Arthropoda, Insecta, Diptera, Culicidae.
CACUUGGAAAAUGUUGAUAUCUCGAUCACGUACGCGAAUAGUAUGAUGGAUCACGAUAAUUUGAAUCAGUACAGAAAAGAUGACCUCACUGAUGGGUUGAUUAGUCAGGGUUUUUUUCUUUACCUCUUACCAACACCAGACCACCACCAGCUGUGGCAGAGCAGAAAAUCAACAAUCUAUCCCAUCGAACAGUUAGUUGCGAUUUGCAGAAGAAAGUGAUAACAAGUUCCACUCGCUCGGUUAAUUUAUAAACUAUAGAGAAAUUAUGUGGAACUAAGCUAAAGACUAAACCAUGUCUGUCUACUCAACCAGUAGAUUGAAAGACUAAGCCAAGCAAGAGUACAUAUAUACAUAUAUAUUAGGCAAUCCUGGACGUGAUAAGUGGCAAAUUUUUAUUUGCAUCAAUCGCAACAAUAUCACCACACGGCAAGCGGAGUGGAGUGGCUAAAUUUUAUUAGGGCUAUUUUUAUAAAUAUUUGUUCUACGAAUUCGUACUUGUUACAUCUCUAGUCAAGAGAAGGGGUCGGGGAUCUCGCUUUUCAUUUCGCAUUUGUACUUCAGCCCGAGCGCACAUCAUCUUAGGAAGACGACGACCACUCGCUGGAUAUCAUGAACAACAACAUCAACGGAGUGGUCGACGGCGAAUCGGUUGUGGAGUUUUCAACCCUUGAUGCGAAAGUGCAGGAGCUUAUCAACGCGGCGAUUAAGGUUCGCAACAACGCUUACUGUCCGUACAGCAAUUUCGCGGUGGGGGCGGCCUUGAGGACCAAAACCGGUGAAAUCAUUACCGGGUGCAAUGUGGAGAAUGGCACCUUUGCCCCAAGUGUUUGCGCCGAACGGAACGCCAUCUGUAAGGCCAUCAGCGAAGGGUUCCGGGAGUUUGAAUCGCUCGCCGUGGUCGCCUACCAGGAAACGGAGUUCACGUCCCCGUGCGGAACCUGUCGCCAGACUCUGUCGGAGUUUUGCAACAAGAACAUGCCGGUUUACCUCGCGAAGCCAUCGCCAGCACGCGUUAUGUUGACGUCAAUCGACAAGUUGCUGCCCCAUGCAUUUCGGCCGAACUUUCUGCACAAGUAGGUAGAAGAGAAAGCGAGUACAUUUGAGAAUGAUAUGGGUUUGAGAAACUUAGGCGAUGCUACUUUAAUAUUCCCACUUGUUGAGAGGAGAGAGACAAACACAUACAAUGUACAUGUUUUACCCUAAACAAGAUAUAUACACCAGAUUUUGCGAUGGUAAGAUAAGAACGAAGAUGUUCACGUGGUCAAACCACAGAGAUUCCGAGUUGGAUCUGAUGAGGCUAGUAAAAGCAUAAAUCAAACCGUAGACUUAUUCAACAUGAUCAUACUAUUUGCACCAAAUAUAUAUAUUGCAUAAUAUAUUCCAUAGACAAA